Elaeis guineensis (African oil palm) is the source of this 857-nucleotide messenger RNA. RefSeq lists its product as uncharacterized. NCBI's taxonomy places the organism in Eukaryota, Viridiplantae, Streptophyta, Magnoliopsida, Arecales, Arecaceae. The record is from RefSeq and is a predicted model, not a curated record.
AUGGAGCAUCGGGUUCCUCAGUUGGUGUUGAAGCAACAACUGGAGCUGGUGUCGCUUGAAUUUGCAUCGAAGUUUGAUGCCUCUUCGACGGUCGAGAAGACCAAUGAUCUCUACGAUGAGUUCAUCGAACAUAGCAAGGCAAGAAGUGCAUGCCUUGUUGCAGAGCUACCACCUGAGACUAGCACUAAGGAGAGGCCAAAAGAACUAGUACUUGCUUCAAACCAGUUGGAUGUAGUUGUAGACAAGAGUAUAGUUGUAAGAGAGAACUCAGACCUCAAGUCACAAAAACCUGUCAAUAAAACUGUAGCUAUGAAGGACAAGUCACUCCCCCAGCUGGGAGGGGGAGUUGAGAGAAGUAUAGUUGUGCAUGAGAAGCCACUGCAUCAGUCGGUGACGGAGAAGAAAGACCAUCACAGGAUGGAGGAGGUAGAGCAUUCAAAGUUGCUACUCCAACGGUCAGCCACAGAGAAGAGAAAUCCUCACAGAUUGGUGGGAAGUGAGCAUUCAAACAUGCCAUUCCGCAGGUCGGCAACAGAGAAGAGAAAUUGUCCAAAUUUGGAGGAAAAUGAGUACUCCAAAUUGUCGGAUGAGGAGCUUAAUAAGAGGGUGGAGGAGUUUAUUAGGAAAUUCAACAGGGAGAUCAGGCUUCAGCUGGGAAAUGAAUAGAAUGUGUGCUCUCUUAGUAGAGCUGAGUUCACUGUGUGAUGGAAGCUGUCUUUGGGAAAUGUCAGUCUUUGUAAUAUGUCAGAACAAAAUAAUUUUAAUCUUACUAGCAAAAAAAAAUCUCUCUUUCCAGCUGAUGAAGUCCUGUAAAUGUUUGUGAGCCUAAUUAAGUAGAAGCGCACUUAAAUUUCUUA